AUGAACUUACAACAGAUUAUGAGACCCAGUCCAAUUAGCGCAGACGGCAUCAAGGUCUUCGCUGGCGCUGAGCAGGAUGCCAACCUCUUCUUCAUCACCGUCGAGGCCAAGCUCAUCGCCGCUGGCAUCGACGCUGGCAUCAUCGCCGAGGGUGGUGCUGACCACCAAGGAGACGGGCAGGCUCCAGCAGCUGCCUCAUCGCCGAGCCCAAGCACCCACGGUGCUUCGGGUCCCCGCACUCGCUCCCGCGCUCAACGCGGCCCGCGCCGCACUGGCGUCCGCCACGACGCGGGGGACCACGACGACGAUGACGACGACGAGGGCGAUGGCGACGACCACGGCGCUCAGCCAUCUUCCUCCUCUUCCUCUCUCCCUUCUUCCGCCACUCCGAGCGGAGGAGCGCAGGUGGCGUCCCGAGCCUCUGGCCUGCUGGAUCCCCGUGAUCCACAGGUUGACGCAGCCAUCUUCGCGUUCCUCCUUGGCGUCCACGGUGUCAACUACACGGACACCUUUGCCCCGACGGCUACCAUCGCAGCCAUCCGCACCAUGCUCGCCAUGGCCGUCGCGCGUGGCAUGGACAUCCAGCAGAUGGACGUCAACACGGCGUUCCUCAACGCGCCCGUGGAUCACGAGAUCUACGUCCAGCCACCGGCCGUCGACGGCAUCUUCUCGCCGAAUACGGUCCUGCGCCUCAAGCGCGGGUUGUAUGGCCUGAAGCAGAGCCCGCGCCUGUGGAACCACACGCUGGACGCCUGGAUGCGCGAGCAGGACUUCAUCGCCACAGCCACGGACGCCUGCAUCUACCGCCGCACCUGCAAGGGUGGCAAGGUGAUGUGGGUUGCCGUCUACGUGGACGACCUGCUCAUCUUCGCCGACAGCGACAGCGACAUGGCCGCGUUCAAGAAGGCCAUCUCCAAGCGCUUCAAGAUGAAGGACCUGGGCAGCCCAGACAUUUGUCUCGGCAUCAAGGUGCAGCACGACCGCAAGGCCAGGACCGUCACCAUGAGCCAGGAGCACUACCUGCGCAGCGUGCUGGAGACCUUCGGCAUGGCUGACUGCAAGCCGGUCGGCACGCCGCUCUGCACGGGCUACGUCGACAAGCCAGCCGACAAGGAGGAGCCACUCCCGGAUGUGCCGUUCCGCGAGCUGCUUGGCUCCCUCCUCUAUGCUGCGACGAUGACGCGCCCAGACAUCUCGGCGGCUGUCUCCAUCCUCUCUCGCCGUAUGCAGCACUUCGGCAUGGACCAUUGGAAGGCUGCCAAGCACCUUCUUCGCUACAUCAAGGGCACCUUGUCCUACACCAUCAAGUACGCCGCCACUGGCGACACCAGCAACGGCAGCACUGCCGACGGCGUGCUCUCAGCGUACUCGGAUGCGUCGUUCGCCUCCGACGUUGACACGCGACGUUCCCGCACGGGCUUCGUCGUCUUCUGUUCCACGGGCCCCGUGUCCUGGAACUCCAAGCUGCAGGCCACCGUGGCCACAGCCUCCGCCGACGCGGAGUACAUGGCUCUCGCAGCCACCGCACAGGAACUCAUGUUCCUUCGCCAACUCCAGGAGGAGCUCACCGGCGCCGUCCUGUGCGAGCCCACGCUCGUGCACACGGACAACCAGCCGGCGCAGCGCGUUGCCGAACACGCCGCCUCGCGCAUGCGGCACAUCCUCGUCAAGUACCACUACAUCCGCGAGUGCGUCGACACAAAGAGGAUUGUGCUGAGCUACCUCGCCACGGAGCAUAUGAUCGCAGAUCUUCUCACGAAGAUCCUCCCUCGGCCCAAGACGGCUCAAUUCAGCGCACGCCUCUUCUGCCUUGCAACAGGCAGCAAGAAAGCAUCCACAUCAUCUGGUCUCACACGGGUCGCCGCUCACGCUGCAUUCACCAACGACGUGGCAGCCCCUGACGGUUCACAGGCACCACAGGCCAUGUGCCUUACACCAGGCCUCGUCUGA
Salpingoeca rosetta is the source of this 1950-nucleotide messenger RNA. RefSeq lists its product as uncharacterized. The transcript is spliced from 2 exons. Bases 1 to 1950 code for a protein of 649 amino acids. NCBI's taxonomy places the organism in Eukaryota, Choanoflagellata, Craspedida, Salpingoecidae. The record is from RefSeq and is a predicted model, not a curated record.